UUGUGAACCACAUCUAAUUAUUAUAUAGUGAUAUACUCAUAUUACUAGCACUAAUUAAACAAGCAAUUCAACAGCCAUGAAAUAUUCUGUUCUAGCUAUAGUUCUAAUGCUCUCGUUUACAGCAUCUACCAAUCUCCCUUCCCCCUACGAAACCUACACUCUCAUUAAUGCUACCGGGAACUUAGCAAAGCCAGGUUGCGAAAGCAGAUGUGGUGACUUAAUCGUUCCCUACCCUUUCGGUAUUGGCCUAAACUCAAACUGUUCUAUAGGCCAUGGUUUUGACAUUCACUGCAACACUUCUUUAGACCCUCCAAGAGCCUCUUUGACAGAAUCAGAUUAUGUCUCCAUAAGACUGAUAUCUGAUUCUACACUGCGGACAUCCAAUUUGGUGGCUAGCACAUGCUAUAAUCAUAAAAAUUCAACUGAUUCAUAUGGUAUCUUGGCAAAGUUUGCAAGUUGUCCCUACACCUUUUCGCAAGCUAAUAAGUUCACGGUCAUUGGUUGCUACGAUUAUGCUUGGCUGAACUCAGGAACAGAGUCUAGAAACGUGUCAACAGGUUGUAUGGCGUUUUGCACAGAACCGGACGAUGCUUUAAGUAAGGAGUGUCCGGGAAAUGGUUGUUGUCAGUCUCCAAUACCCAAAGACAUGAGUUACUACGAAACCCAGAUUGAUUCCUUGCAAGGCCCGGAUGAGAUGAAUUCUUCCAAACGUUGUGCAUAUGCAUUUGUCGGUGACGAGAAAGAAUUCAAGUUCAAUGAUGAAAGGGAUUUAAAAAACCAUGAUUCCUUUGUCAGUAGGAUUGAAGCUACCGUGCCAGUAGUUCUAGAUUGGGCUAUUGGUAAUGUGAGUUGUGUAGAAGCCGAAAGAUCAUAUGAUUACGCCUGCCGGUCUAAUAGCAAAUGUGUUAACUCUACAAGGAAAUCCGGUGGUUACCUCUGUUUAUGUAAAGAAGGCUAUAGAGGAAAUCCUUACCUGUUGCCUGGCUGCCAAGAUAUCAAUGAGUGUAAAGAGCCGGAAAUAUAUCCAUGUCAUGGAAUUUGUGCUAAUACUGACGGGAACUACACGUGCAAAUGUAAGAAGGGGUAUUCUGGUGACGCCAAAACUAGAUAUGGUUGUCACAAUAAACCAUUCCAAACUCUCAUAGUCACUUUAGGUACGGCGUUAGUAUUGCUCACAAUAUUGAUUGCAUUAGUAGUGUCGUACCUCAUAGCCAAGAAGAGAAAGUUAAUGAAACAGAGAGAAAAGUUUUUUGAGCAAAAUGGAGGCACACUAUUAAAAGAGAAACUAAAAACCAAGGGUGGCGUGGUUGUGGGUUCCAUGACCAUAUUUUGUGUUGAAGAUUUAGAAAAAGCGACUAAUAAUUUUGCCGAAAGUAAGAUUCUUGGCAGAGGAGGUAAUGGUACUGUGUACAAGGGAACUCUACCAGACAAGCGUGUUGUGGCAAUCAAGAAGUCCCAAGGCUUUGAUCAAGAACAACGGGAGCAAUUCAUAAACGAAAUGGUGAUUCUUACACAGAUUAAUCACCAAAAUGUGGUGCAGCUUUUGGGAUGUUGUUUGGAAACUGAUGUCCCAUUACUAGUUUAUGAAUUUGUCUCUAAUGACACUCUUUAUUAUCACAUACAUGAAAAAAAUGGUGGUUUGGGGAGAUUGUCAUGGGAUCAUCGUCUAAGGAUAGCACAUGAAUCAGCUAGUGCACUAGCUUAUCUUCAUACCGAUACUAGAAUGGCGAUCAUACAUAGAGAUGUGAAGUCUACUAAUAUACUAUUGGAUGGAAAUUACACAGCCAAAAUUGCAGAUUUUGGUGCCUCAAGGUUAGUCCCUUUGGGUCAUGAUCAAGUCACUACUCUAGUUCAAGGGACAUUUGGAUACUUGGAUCCUGAAUAUUUUCAUUCGGGUCAUUUAACAGAUAAGAGUGAUGUUUACAGUUUUGGGGUAGUUCUUGCAGAACUCUUAACAGGAAAAAAACCUCUGUGUGUGGAAAGAUUUUUAGAGGAUAGAAAUCUUGCAACGCAUUUUGUGAAGGCGAGGAAGGAAAAUCGGCUGGCUGAGAUUGUUGAUCUUCAAGUGAUAAAAGAGGCAACUGUUGAGCAGCUAAAAGCAGCAUGUGAUUUGGCAUGUAGAUGCCUUAGACAAGUAGGAGCAAACAGACCUAGCAUGAAAGAAGUGACUUUGAAGCUUGACACUUUGAGAAAGCUUGGCAAUCAUCCUUUCGUAAGUGAAGAGAACCACGACGAUACGAGUAGUUUAUUGAUGGAAAUGGAAUCAACGACUACGUAUACUUUUCCUACCAUGGGUAACACAGAUAGUGAUGCUUUUGGAGGCAAAUCCAAGCCACACCACCGGGAUGCCCCACAUAGUGCUCCAGUUAUAAAGAACUGACUAAGAUUACGAACCGAAUUCUGCAUGAAAGUUUACAUAUUAUAAUUGGGUUAUCAAACCAUUUGUAUCAUUGCUUGUCUGUGUAUAAUUAUAUGUUUUCAAGUGUAAGAUUUCUAUUUUUCUUGUGACUUUGUACUUGCAUAUUAUGUUCAAUGCAUUAUGUUUUUUGAAA
This is a messenger RNA of Erigeron canadensis, 2552 nucleotides long. RefSeq names its product putative wall-associated receptor kinase-like 16. Gene Ontology annotation, cellular component: plasma membrane. The record is from RefSeq and is a predicted model, not a curated record. Gene Ontology annotation, biological process: cell surface receptor signaling pathway; protein phosphorylation. The transcript is spliced from 3 exons. NCBI's taxonomy places the organism in Eukaryota, Viridiplantae, Streptophyta, Magnoliopsida, Asterales, Asteraceae. Gene Ontology annotation, molecular function: calcium ion binding; ATP binding; polysaccharide binding. Bases 77 to 2380 code for a protein of 767 amino acids.